Molecule: messenger RNA, 306 nt
Organism: Aspergillus terreus NIH2624
Lineage: Eukaryota; Fungi; Ascomycota; Eurotiomycetes; Eurotiales; Aspergillaceae
Exons: 2
Coding region: 1-306 (101 amino acids)
Molecular function (GO): ATP-dependent chromatin remodeler activity; ATP binding
Source: RefSeq, a predicted model, not a curated record
AUGGAUACAGCUCGGGCGUAUCGGUCCACCUUUGCGGGGGCCUUCGCCCGCGUCGUGGCGGAUGAGGCACAUGCGAUUAAAACAGUACGCACCCGCAAUCACCAGGCGGUCGCCCUCCUCCGGGCCGAUAACUUUUGGGGCCUUACCGCGACGCCUAUAUGGAACCGCCCUAUCGACCUCUGUGGGUACCUAGUGCAGCUCUACUGGGACGGGGCCACGGAGGAGAACCCUACAGGACGGCUCGACCGCGACGCGGUCCUGGUCGAAUAUCUCGCGUGGGUUUCCGCAGACGACGCCGCAGGAUGA